Messenger RNA from Pimephales promelas (fathead minnow), 1564 nucleotides. It is a transcript of the gene rbm11, whose product is annotated as RNA binding motif protein 11. NCBI's taxonomy places the organism in Eukaryota, Metazoa, Chordata, Actinopteri, Cypriniformes, Leuciscidae. Gene Ontology annotation, molecular function: single-stranded RNA binding. Gene Ontology annotation, cellular component: nucleus. Gene Ontology annotation, biological process: regulation of alternative mRNA splicing, via spliceosome. The record is from RefSeq and is a predicted model, not a curated record.
UUAUAGUUCAGUAUAGCCGAGAUAAGGGCGAUAUUGACAUCUAGUGGCUCACUGUGGUACUGCGGUGUCGCAAUUCAGUUAGUAUCACGACAAACCAAACACCAUCAUAUAAAAUGAGUGCAUGACUGCCUAACAUCAACCGAAAAAAAAAAUCGAACAUUUCAAAUUCUUAAAAUCGCUUUAGAUAAUGUUUGACAGGGUCAGAGAUCUCGACAAGACGAUCCUCGUGGGAAACAUCCACAGCUGUGUGACGGAGGAGAUUCUGUUCGAGUUGUUUCUGCAGGCUGGGCCGGUAAAGGAGGUGCAUAUAUUCCGAGAUGGACAGCAGGCUCCUUAUGGAUGUGUUUAUUAUAAGCAUGCUGAAGCUGUCCCGUAUGCAGUAGAACUUCUCAAUGGAAUCUGGCUCUAUGGGCAGCCAAUCAAGUUACAAUGUAAAAUUGGUGGCCAUUAUCACAGAAAUCACAUGCUUGCAUACCACAUGGAGAAUGGACUGAUAGCAAACAGUGCUGAUGCUGUGCACCAGGACAAUAUGGUUUUGAAUUUAAAUGGCAGUCCAGCAGGUGUGGAGAACCGGUCUAAUGAAGCAUGUGGCUGGAGUGACAUGGUAUACAGCAGCAGGCCUUUGGAUGCGUGUCCUCCAGUUGUGUGGUACUGUCCACCCCUCCAGCAGUGGGGAAACUCUGGGUACCCUCCCUGGACGUCACGUCUGGAUGAGGAUCUGUUGCUCUAUAGGUCAGCCAGCACCAGAGAAGGCUGUGCAAAUAGACAAAAAUACAGUGGACGCUGUACAGGCAUCCUGACUCCUCUUGCACAAAAAAGUACACCAUAUAUUCCAGUGAGUGCUUUUGGUGGCACUGAUUCAGACUGUAAGCUGUAAAUCAUUGAUAUCUGAGUGUGAAUGGUCUAAUAAAGCCAUCUAAAUGCAGCUUGCUGUUUCUUGACGCAUUGAAACGCAAAUCUGAUGAUCUGAAAUGUUUGUUUUUGUGACUUGCUGGUAAACUUCAUCUCAUGUUGACCUCCGGUAGGACUCUGCAUCAUAAGCAGUUGCAAAGUCAAAUGAGGAAAAGUAAUAGCAUAAUGAUUGAUUGGUCAAUUAGUAUUUUUACAAUGACAUAUUUAGUGGCGGGGAUAAAAUAUUAACUUGUCGUAAGAUGAUGUAUAUUAUAUUGGAUGAUAAUUUAUGGCCAUUUCUAAGGGCAACUUUAAUCGUUCUGUUAUUACCUUGAAAAGUCUGUUGUGGGUUAGACAGUGAAAGCCUCUCCUUCUCUUCAAUUGAACUGGUUUGAUAAGAUGCAUUGACUAUUAACUUUAGACUUUAGACUUGAGGAGAUUUUUAUUCACCAAGUACAAGAAAACAAUGCAUUUCAGUUGUUCUGGUGUUGGCAUAAAGAAGAAACAACAAACACCUUGAGAUGUGUGUAAAUAAUUCAUACUUCUAAUCUGCAAUUAUGCAGUACAUUGAUUAUAAACAUUGAAAUGCUGCGAAAAGGUUUCCAUUUCCAAUAAAUGCUGUUCUUUUAACUUUCAAUUAAUCAAAGAAUCCUGAAAGAAAAUUUCUUGUUUU